Molecule: messenger RNA, 684 nt
Organism: Mycena citricolor
Lineage: Eukaryota; Fungi; Basidiomycota; Agaricomycetes; Agaricales; Mycenaceae
Source: the annotation of a GenBank genome assembly
CUCGAGGCCAGGGCAUGGGGGGCUACUCUCUAUCCGGAAGAUUAAUGCUCAACCUGAUGACAGUCAGAAAGCUCGCCCACUCCUCAAGAACCUCAUCUGGGAUGGCGUCCUUGGCCACUGCGAACCUCUACUGUUAGACAAGUCAGACACUUCAAUACUGAACAACAGACCAAUGAAAAGACGAUGGCGUCUGAAGUUUGCGGCAGCGCUGCCCUUGUUCUGGUCCAAAGUCUGACCGUCUGGACGGGCGCGUGGGACAAUCUUCAGGUCAUGACGGUCUUGAAAAGCAAGUACCCAGGGAGGUGGGUCGUCUGGGUUCUCAGCGGAAAGGCUCUCAAAGUAUGAGAACGGAAGCGGUAAGAGCGUGCAUAGGCUAUCUAUGACCUCUUGAUGGCUUGCAUCGCGCUUGCAAACAAGAAUCCCGUUUGUGUUGUGGACAGCAAGACCGCGGUUAACAGCCUCCUGGAGAUCUCUGGGACUAGGAACUGUGUUGAAGCCUUCACGAAUACUCAGGGCUUUCACAUUCUGUAGGCCAUGUCAACGUGCAAGUGCUUUAUCAAAUCAGAAAAGUAGCUCACUUUUCCCCCCAUCCGCUGCUCAAUGAACUCGGUUCCAUACGGGAUGACUUGAAGAGACACAACGCGGACAUACUGUCGCUCGUCACUGCCACCUUUUUUCUAUUGU